This is a messenger RNA of Tinamus guttatus (white-throated tinamou), 2785 nucleotides long. The record is from RefSeq and is a predicted model, not a curated record. NCBI's taxonomy places the organism in Eukaryota, Metazoa, Chordata, Aves, Tinamiformes, Tinamidae.
UUAAACCGUGUCGCCCCAUGACCAACAACGCUGGCAGACUCUACCACUAUCGAAUUACGGUGUCACCUCCCACAAACUUCCUAACAGACAGACCUACUGUUAUUGAAUAUGACGACCACGAAUAUAUCUUUGAAGGGUUCUCCAUGUUUUCACAUGCCCCAUUAACAAACAUUCCUUUAUGUAAAGUAAUUAGAUUUAACAUUGACUACACCAUUCAUUUCAUCGAGGAGAUGAUGCCUGAGAAUUUUUGUGUGAGGGGUCUUGAGCUGUUCUCUUCUUAUCUAUUCAAAGAUAUUUUGGAGCUCUAUGACUGGAAUCUUAAAGGUCCUUCGCUUGAUAACGAGUCUACUUGCUGCCCCAGAUUUCACUUCAUGCCGCGAUUUGUGAGAUUUCUUCCAGAUGGAGGGAAAGAAGUACUGUCAAUGCACCAGAUUCUUCUCUACUUGUUACGAUGCAAUAAAGCUCUUGUGCCUGAGGAGGAGAUUGCCAACAUGCUUCAGUGGGAAGAACUGGAAUGGCAGAAAUAUGCAGAGGAAUGCAAAGGGAUGAUCGUUACCAGCCCUGGCAUGAAACCCAGCUCAGUUCGUAUUGAUCAGCUGGACCGCGAACAGUUCAAUCCUGAUGUAAUUACUUUCCCCAUUAUUGUCCACUUUGGGAUACGACCUGCUCAACUCAGUUACGCUGGAGAUCCUCAAUACCAAAAGCUGUGGAAGAGUUACGUGAAGCUGCGGCACCUGCUGGCCAACAGUCCCAAAGUCAAACAGGCCGAUAAGCAGAAAUUAUCGCAGAGAGAGGAGGCGCUGCAGAAGAUCCGGCAGAAGAACACGAUGAGGCGUGAGGUGACUGUGGAGCUGAGCAGCCAGGGCUUCUGGAAAACCGGGAUUCGCUCCGACGUCUGCCAGCAUGCAAUGAUGCUUCCUGUCCUCACCCACCAUAUUCGCUACCAUCAGUGCCUGAUGCAUUUGGACAAAUUGAUAGGCUACACUUUUCGAGAUAGGUGCUUGCUGCAGCUUGCCAUGACUCAUCCAAGCCAUCACUUAAACUUUGGAAUGAAUCCGGACCAUGCCAGAAAUUCCUUAUCCAACUGUGGGAUUCGACAGCCAAAGUACGGAGACAGAAAAGUUCACCAUAUGCACAUGAGAAAAAAAGGGAUAAACACAUUGAUAAAUAUUAUGUCACGUUUGGGACAGGAUGAUCCAGCUCCUUCCAGGAUCAAUCACAAUGAGCGUUUAGAAUUUCUGGGAGAUGCUGUGGUGGAGUUUUUAACAAGUGUCCACUUGUACUACCUGUUUCCCACCCUGGAGGAAGGGGGAUUAGCUACGUAUCGCACUGCCAUCGUGCAGAACCAACAUCUGGCCAUGCUGGCCAAGAAGCUGGAACUGGAUCGGUUUAUGCUUUACGCCCACGGUCCGGACCUUUGCAGGGAGUCAGAUCUCCGUCACGCCAUGGCCAACUGCUUCGAAGCCCUCAUAGGAGCUGUGUAUUUAGAGGGGAGCCUAGAAGAAGCCAAACAAUUAUUUGGACGUUUGCUCUUUAAUGACAAGGACCUGCGGGAUGUAUGGCUUAAUUAUCCACUACACCCACUCCAACUGCAAGAGUCCAAUACUGACAGGCAGCUCAUUGAGACCUCCCCAGUUCUUCAGAAGCUCACAGAGUUUGAGGAGGCAAUUGGAGUCAUUUUUACUCAUGUUCGGCUACUAGCACGUGCAUUCACCCUGAGGACUGUGGGUUUUAACCAUCUGACUCUAGGCCACAAUCAGAGGAUGGAAUUCCUGGGUGACUCCAUAAUGCAGUUGGUAGCCACAGAGUAUUUAUUCAUACAUUUCCCUGAUCAUCAUGAAGGGCACUUAACGCUGUUGAGAAGUUCUCUGGUAAACAACAGGACUCAAGCCAAAGUGGCAGAAGAGCUGGGCAUGCAAGAAUUUGCCAUCACUAAUGACAAGACAAAGAGACCUGUAGCUCUUCGGACUAAGACUUUGGCUGAUCUCUUGGAAUCCUUUAUUGCUGCCCUGUAUAUUGAUAAGGAUUUGGAAUAUGUGCACACUUUCAUGAAUGUAUGUUUUUUCCCACGUUUAAAGGAGUUUAUUUUAAAUCAAGAUUGGAAUGACCCCAAAUCUCAACUUCAGCAGUGCUGCUUGACUCUCAGGACUGAAGGAAAAGAGCCAGACAUUCCUCUUUACAAGACUCUGCAAACCGUUGGACCUUCUCAUGCCAGGACCUAUACAGUAGCUGUUUAUUUCAAAGGCGAAAGAAUAGGAUGUGGUAAAGGCCCAAGUAUUCAGCAAGCAGAAAUGGGAGCUGCAAUGGAUGCACUUGAAAAAUAUAACUUUCCCCAGAUGGCCCAUCAGAAACGGUUCAUUGAACGGAAAUACAGACAAGAGUUGAAAGAAAUGAGGUGGGAAAGAGAGCACCAAGAGAGAGAGCCAGAUGAGACUGAAGAAGCAAGGAAAUAAAAGGAGGGCAUGGAAGCAGUGGCAUAUUUACUUACUUAAUAACUCUGACUGUGGCCUACGGAGACCCAACCUACUUUCUUGCUGAUGAUGAAUGAAGGGUACCUGUUGGUAUCAAAUACAAAAUCUUAACCUCUCCUUAAAAAAGUGUGUAUAUAGAGAACAUUCUUCAGUUUGGUUUUAACUGCAAGUGUUUUGUUUUGUUUUUUCUCUGCUGAGGUUUGUUUUUAAGUCCUUUUAAUUUUUAUGAAAAGUUGUGGGAUUAUUCUUCCUGGUUUUAAUGUCUUGUUUGAAAUAAUAAAAUACUAAUUUCAAAUAUCUGUAGGAAGAAAAAG